AUGGUGAACUUCAAGCUCGCGCGCGGGCCGAACUCGCUCGCGGGCGUCGCGGCGACGCCCGCGGAGCAGGACGGGACGUACGUGAACAAGAAGGCGACGCGCGCGGCCGCGGGCGCGACGCCGUGCGUGGUGAUCGCCGCCGAGGACUUGAUGCGAGACGCCUCCCCCCCGUCCUCCUCCUCCUCCUCCUCAUCCGCGCCGCCGCCUCCUCCCGCCGGGUUCGCGCUCCUGCAUCCCUCGAACCCGCUCCUCGCGCGUCACGGCGUCGACGCGCGCGACGGCCGCGGGCGCGUCGUCCUGCUGACGCUGCAAGGCGGCAGCGACUGCGUCGUCCGCGCGGUCGGAUGCGAUCGCGUGCCGCCGGGGAGGUGCGCGCUGGAGCUGGAGACGCGGUAUAACCUGCACGUCGCGGAGGACCAGGAGGCGACGUUCGCGCCGCACGUCGUGGAGGACGAGGAGAAGCACGCGCUCGCGGACGCGGAGAUCGAGCUGAGGCUGCUGAGAGGAGGAGGAGGGAGGAGGGGACGCGGGGGGAACGGCGGCGGCGGCGGCGGCGGCGGCGAGGAGGAGGGGGAGGAGGAGGAGAACGACGACGAGGAAGACACCGACGACGACGACGACGACGACGCGCUCGUCGACGUCGACGGCGACGCCGUCGCCGCGCACCUCUCCGCGCGACUGCGAGACCGAUGGGUGUGCGCGGGCGAGAUUAUCAUGAUCGACGGCGGCGGCGGCGGCGGCGACGACGACGCGUUCCCUCCGAUGCGCGCGCGAGUCGUGUCCGUGAACACCCUCCCCGCGACCGCCGCGGCGACGACGCUGGGGUACCACUGCUUCCGCGGCGUCGCGCGCGAGCGCACGACGUUCAUCGUGCACGCGGAGGGCGACGGCGAGCGCGACGACGUGGUCACGCGAGGCGGGGGCUUAGUCGUCGCCAACUCGAAGACGCGCGCGAGGGACUCGGUCGCCGCGGAGGCGGCGCUCGCGAGAGAGGUCGUGCGCGUGACCACGAGCGACGGCGAGACGUUCCCGGUGCACCGACGGCUUCUUCGGCCGUGCAUCGCGCUGACGCGAGCGAUACGAGACGCGGGAGCGGACGGGCCCGCGGUGAGUUCGGGGAAACUGGCGCGAUGGGAACGCGAAGAACGCGGCGGCGAACGCGACGGCGGCGGCGGCGCGGACGCGUCGACCGAUCCGUCCGGGUCGCCGCGGGAGGAUCCAAAUCCAAAUCCAACGCCAACGCCAACGCCGAGCUCGAGCUCGAAUCCGUCCGAGCCGCCGUCAGCGACGGUCGACGUGGACUGCGGCGCGUUCGACAAGACGUUGGCGUGGCUCGAGGCGCGCGAGCUCGGCGCGGCUCUUCCGGAGCACGACAUCCGCGUCACCGAGGACCUCCUCGCGGCGUCCAUAACGCUCGGACUCCGAGAGUUACAAGACGCGUGCGAGCGGAGACUCGGCGCGCACGAGGCGCGAGUCCGCGUGCACGCGUGGGAGGACGUGAAGAGACACAACGCGAACGGAGGCGUGUGGAUCGUGAUCGACGGCAUGGUCUUGGGUGCGUUCGUCCUCGUCCUGUCUUGCGAACGUUACCCGGUUUUCAUUCACGAACGCGCUCAUCGAUGCCCCCCGCAUCGGUCGUCAGACGUGAAGCGUUGGCUCCCCGAGCAUCCCGGCGGCGACCGCAUCAUCCCCGCGCAGUCGCUCGACGCCGAGGCCGCGCGGCACUUCGAGCUGUAUCACAGCAGCCGAGAGAGUUUUCUAUACCUGAAGCAUUUCUACGUCGGCGAGGUCCGGAGCGAGGAUCGACCUAAGGUGCCGCUCGUCCGAGGAGAGGCGCGCGCGUCGGACGAAUUCCUCGCGCAGUUGAGGGAGUACACCGACGACUUCAGGAUCGACGCGAGCGGCGGCGGGGGGGAGGAGGAGGAGGAGGCGCGCGUGGCGGUCCACUUGGGCGUGCGUUCGCGGAAGGAGGCGUAG
Micromonas pusilla CCMP1545 is the source of this 1977-nucleotide messenger RNA. Its product is annotated as chromodomain-containing protein. Bases 1 to 1977 code for a protein of 658 amino acids. Lineage: Eukaryota; Viridiplantae; Chlorophyta; Mamiellophyceae; Mamiellales; Mamiellaceae. The transcript has 3 exons. Gene Ontology annotation, molecular function: heme binding. Gene Ontology annotation, cellular component: intracellular membrane-bounded organelle; membrane. The record is from RefSeq and is a predicted model, not a curated record.